CCAUUUAUCUAUCACCAAAUUCCUUGUGUUGGAGGUUAUACUCUUCACACAACUUAAUUCUCUCUCUCUCUCAAUAUAUGCUAUAACCAUAAAAGGAUAAAGCAACGCAUCUAUGCUCUCUGAAUUUUACUUGUGUCAACAGUGAAUACACACCUUUAAUUUCUCUUUCCAUUUCGAACCAAACUUAUUUUUUUCUUAUAUAAUUUUUAAUUUUAAUUUCACUUGAAUGAAGUAUGGAACUUUUAAUUUAUGUACUUUUUGUUUAGCUUAUCUCAAGCAAGGAAUAUUAUAAAUGUCAUUGGCUUAAAAAUUUCUUCUUCAAUUUUGAAUAUUUGAUUGCAUUUGUGUUGUAAUAAGGUUGAUAAUGCAUACUCUUUUAAACAUCUACUAAUGAUGAAUUCUUUCCUUCUUAACAAUCUUUGGCAUUUUAGUUUAAAAUUUCUUGAUACAUACUUUCUUUUGUUUCUAUUAGAAUUCAUACAAUUUGCACAUAUUUGACAUUAAGGUAAUCUUUGUGAUUUCUCAAUUUCAUCAUUUUUUUAGUGAAUAAAGAAUUUUACAUGUUCUUGGUUAAUUAUCAUCAAAAGGGUGGCCGUUAACCGAUUUAAAAUGUGUUUUCUGCAAUAGCUAUUGCAUCAAGAUUAUAAGCAAAUACAUUACUCAUGAGUUUCAUAACAUGGUCACCAAGCCAUACAUGGCAACCAACCAUAACUAAAGAUACAACUACCUCAAGUUAUUGGUUGAAUUGGAGAUUCUUCAUUUGUGCACUAUGGAUUUUGAUUUCCAUGACUUUUGCAUCUUAUUUAAUAUUCAAAUAUGAAGGAUUCAAAAAACCAAGGCAUGAUGAGAGAGAAGAAAAUCAACAAGAAGAAAAUGGAUUGUUAUAUGAAGAUGAAGCUUGGAAUACAUGUGUUAGAGGAAUUGAUCCUUCUUGGCUUCUUAUUUAUAGAAUCAUUUCUUUUAUUGCUCUUUUGGCUUUGAUUAUUGCAAAUGUGGCUGUUGAUGGAGCUGGCAUAUUUUACUACUAUACUCAAUGGACAUUUACUUUGGUCACUGUUUACUUUGGGCUUGGAUCAUCAUUCUCAAUAUAUGGAUGUUUAUUUAAACACAAUGAAUGUGGUGGCAGCACUGUGAAUGGUGAUCUUGAAGGGGUUUUAGAUUUGCCUGAACUGCCUAAGAGUCCUCAUCUAGAAUUUGAUUCCAGGAAAAUUGCUGGUGUAUGGUGUUACAUUUUUCAAAUAAUUUAUCAGACUUGUGCAGGCGCUGUAAUACUCACUGACUUUAUAUUCUGGACCAUCCUUUAUCCUUUCAGAACAUCCAAAGAUUACAGUAUGGAUUUUUUAGUUUUUUGUAUGCACACCAUUAAUAUCGUUUUCCUCCUUGGUGACACAUCAUUGAAUUGCAUGAGAUUUCCGGUGUUUCGAUUCGCAUAUUUUGUCAUUUGGACAGCUUCAUUUGUGAUUAUUCAGUGGAUAAUCCAUGCUUGUGUUUCAAUUUGGUGGCCUUACCCUUUCCUUGACUUGUCAUCUGCAUUUGCACCCUUGUGGUACUUGGUAGUGGCUCUCAUGCAUUUUCCAUGCUAUGGCUUAUUCAUUUUGAUAGUGAGGUUGAAGCAUUCUUUGUUAUCUAGAUCAUUUCCUGAGUCAUCCAUAAAUGUAUAUUGAUAUCACAUUCCAAAAGUAUCAAUCACUGAAUGAGGGCUACCCUUUAGCUACCCUAACAAAAGCAUUUUGAAGAUUAGAUUUAGAUAAAAGCUUAUCACUACAAAUUAAUUCAUCUCUCAACAAUUGUUACAUGUCUUUCCAAACUAGCUAGAAUUUUUUAGAAGAGUGUAUUAUAAUGUUUGUUGACAGUUAGGAAGGUUCAUGAAUAUUCAGUUAAUAUAUAGUAAUUGAUGUAAUUAAAUGGUUCACUAAGUAUAGCAUGUAUUAUGAAUUGAGUCAAAAAGAAAAAAAAAACAUGUAUUAUGAAUCUUAUGUAUGUAUACAUCUCUUUGUAUAUAAUUUCAUAAUCAGUUUUAUGAGUGAA
This is a messenger RNA of Cicer arietinum (chickpea), 2028 nucleotides long. RefSeq lists its product as uncharacterized. The record is from RefSeq and is a predicted model, not a curated record. Gene Ontology annotation, cellular component: membrane. Lineage: Eukaryota; Viridiplantae; Streptophyta; Magnoliopsida; Fabales; Fabaceae.